This is a messenger RNA of Pteropus alecto (black flying fox), 1821 nucleotides long. RefSeq names its product complement C8 beta chain (gene C8B). NCBI's taxonomy places the organism in Eukaryota, Metazoa, Chordata, Mammalia, Chiroptera, Pteropodidae. Gene Ontology annotation, cellular component: membrane attack complex. Bases 49 to 1821 code for a protein of 590 amino acids. The record is from RefSeq and is a predicted model, not a curated record. Gene Ontology annotation, molecular function: protein binding. The transcript has 12 exons. Gene Ontology annotation, biological process: immune response.
UUUCAUGGAUCUAGGUGCCUCAACUGGAUCUCUUCUCACCUAGAGAAAAUGAAGACAUCUAGGAUGUGGGUUUGGAGAAUACAGGCAGAGCUCUUUCUUCUCUAUACUGCCCUGUGUUGUCUCAGUUUGCCUGGCUCCAGAGGUGAAAGGCCACCCUCUCUUGAGUCAAAUGCAAUCAACGAGAGCCUUGCCAAGAGUAGGCAGACACGGAGUGUGGCUGUCACGUUGAUGCCUAUUGAUUGUGAACUGUCCAGCUGGUCCUCCUGGACUAUGUGUGAUCCCUGUCAGAAGAAAAGGUACAGACACGCCACCUUGCUCCAGCCCUCUCAGUUCCGUGGGGACCCAUGCAUCUUCUCUGAUAAGGAAGUCGAAGACUGUGAGACCAAAGCACCAUGCAGAAGUCAAGUGCGAUGUGAAGGCUUUGUGUGUGCGCAGACAGGGAGGUGUGUAAACCGCAGACUCCUUUGCAAUGGGGACAACGACUGUGGAGACCAGUCAGAUGAGGGAAACUGUAAAAAGAUUUAUAAAAAGUGUCAGCAAGAAAUGGACCGAUACUGGGCAAUUGACAGACUAGCCAGUGGGAUUAAUUUAUUCACAAACAGUUUGGAAGGCCCGGUUCUCGAUCACAGGUAUUACGGCGGUGGAUGCUCUCCCCAUUACAUACUGAACACGAAGUUUAGGAAGCCAUACAACGUGGAGAGCUACACCCCACAGACCCAAAGCAAAUAUGAAUUUGCACUGACAGAAUAUGAAUCAUACUCAGAUUUUGAAUAUAAUGUCACAAAGGCAGAAAGGAGCAAGUUUAGUUUCAGCUUUGGUUUUAAAAUACCUGGAAUAUUUGAAGUUGGCAUUAACACGGCAAGUGAUAAUGGCAAACGUUUUGUUAGCAGAACCAAACGAUUCUCUCAUACUAGAAGCAAAUUUCUGCACGCGCGCUCUGACCUUGAAGUAGCACAUUACAAGCUGAAACCGCGAAGCCUCAUGCUCCAUUACGAAUUCCUGCAACGAGUCAAGCAACUGCCCCUGGAGUACGGCUACGGGGAGUACAGAGAUCUCUUCCGUGAUUUCGGGACCCACUACAUCACAGAGGCCGUGCUUGGGGGCAUUUAUGAAUACACACUCAUUAUAAACCAAGAGGCCAUGGAGAAAGGAGAUUAUUCUCUUAAGGAUAUUCAUAGCUGUGCCCAAAAUGGUUUUAAAAUUGGUGCUGCCGUGAAAGCGGUCUACGUCAAGCUGGGUGUGUCGCUGGAGACAUGCGAGGGUAUUCUGAAAGAAAUAAAAGACAGAAAGAAGAGAAAUACCAUGGUAGAGGACUUGGUGGUCCUUGUGCGAGGAGGAGCAAGUGAGUAUAUCACUGCCCUGGCGUACAAGGACCUGCCGACAGCAGACCUGAUGCAGGAGUGGGGAGACGCAGUGCAGUACAACCCGGACAUCAUCAAAAUUAAGGCAGAGCCUCUGUAUGAACUGGUGACAGCCGCAGACUUUGCCUACUCCAGCAGAGUGAAGCAAAACAUGAAACAGGCCCUGGAGGAGUUCCAGAAAGAAGUCAGCUCCUGCCACUGUGCCCCCUGCCAAGGGAAUGGAGUCCCUGUCCUGAAAGAAUCACGCUGUGAAUGCAUCUGUCCUAAUGGAUUCCAAGGUCAAGCCUGUGAGAUCACCUUACGGGAAAAUGUCCCCAUUGAUGGGAAGUGGAAUUGCUGGUCAAACUGGUCUUCGUGUUCUGGAGGACAGAAAACAAGACAAAGGCAGUGCAACAAUCCACUUCCUCGAAAUGGGGGCAGCGCCUGCUUGGGCCCUGCUUCGGAAACGCUUAGCUGUUAA